Messenger RNA from Saimiri boliviensis boliviensis (Bolivian squirrel monkey), 2056 nucleotides. The record is from RefSeq and is a predicted model, not a curated record. Lineage: Eukaryota; Metazoa; Chordata; Mammalia; Primates; Cebidae.
GCUCCGCGCGGUUCGGCCGGCUGGGGCGGGUGCGGUGGCCUCGCCGCCGGGUCCGCCGUCGCAGCGCUCGUCCGCGCCGGGAGCCCUUGGCCGCGUCACCCGGCAGCCGCGGGAGCGCUUCCUGAAGACGUGGCCAUGCAGCAUGUCAGCAGCUCCCAGAGCAGCCAUCACCACGUCCAGUGGCCCAGGGCCUGCCCCGGUGUGGGCGAGGAGCCACCAGCUUGUUCCCAGCUGCCCCCACCCCUCACGCUGCCAUCCCCCGGCUACCAUCUGCAGCCACUGAUGGAUGGGUCAGGACUCACCCAGAUCGCCCAGGGGGCCCAAGUUCAGCUCCAGCACGCGGGCACACCCAUCACGGUCCGAGAGCGGAGACUCUCCCAGCCCCACACACAGUCAGGGGGCACCAUCCACCACCUGGGACCCCAGAGCCCUGCGGCUGCGGGUGGGGCCGGCCUGCAGCCCCUGGCCAGCCCAAGCCACAUCACCACGGCCAACCUGCCACCUCAGAUCAGCAGCAUCAUCCAGGGCCAGCUGGUCCAGCAGCAGCAGGUGCUGCAGGGGCCGCCGCUGCCCCGAUCCUUGGGCUUCGAGAGGACGCCCAGCGUGCUGCUGCCUGGGGCUGGGGGCGCAGCGGGGUUUGGGAUGACCUCCCCACCCCCGCCCACCAGCCCUUCCAGGACUGCCGUGCCCCCAGGCCUUUCCAGCCUCCCACUCACGUCUGCGGGGAACAUGGGAGUGAAGAAGGCGCCCAGGAAGUUAGAGGAGAUUCCCCCAGCUUCUCCGGAGAUGGCGCAGAUGAGGAAGCAGUGCCUGGACUAUCAUUACCAGGAGAUGCAGGCGCUGAAGGAGGUCUUCAAGGAGUACUUGAUUGAACUGUUUUUCUUGCAACAUUUUCAAGGGAAUAUGAUGGAUUUCUUAGCUUUCAAGAAGGAACAUUAUGCCCCAUUACAAGCAUAUCUUAGGCAGAAUGAUUUGGACAUUGAAGAGGAGGAGGACGAGCAGGAGCACUCUGAAGUCACUGAUGGCGAGGUAAAGGUUGUGGCCAGAAUUCACAGGCAGCCUGGCUCUCCUGUGGCGAUGGCGACCCAGCUUCAGCCAAGGGCUCCUGCGGCCUUUUCACCCCAGCAGCUGCCGCUCGACGUGCUUCCCAGUGGCCCCGCAGUGCAGAUCCCCAGACUUUCCUCACUCGUAUUUGGGGACUCACUGUUACGUGGCAGAACCCAGAGCCCCUGGCAGCUGCCUCUGUACGAUCUGUCUCUGUGGACUGGAACCACUACUCGAGGGCCGCAGGUAACUGGAAUCAUGGAGUAUUCGUCCCUCUGUGUCGUUGUACUCAGCAUGGUGUCUUCUGAGUUCAUCCACGCUGGCCCCUGCAGCAGAAUCGCCCUCCUUUGUAAGGCUGAAGGUGUUCCAUGCUGUGGGCAGACGGCAUGUGUCCCAUCUGUGGACGGGCACGUGGGUUCCGCGCUGUGGGCAGACGGCAUGUGUCCCAUCUGUGGACGGGCACGUGGGUUCCGCGCUGUGGGCAGGCGGCAUGUGUCCCAUCUGUGGACGGGCACGUGGGUUCCGCGCUGUGGGCAGACGGCAUGUGUCCCAUCUGUGGACGGGCACGUGGGUUCCGCGCUGUGGGCAGACGGCAUGUGUCCCAUCUGUGGACGGGCACGUGGGUUCCGCGCUGUGGGCAGACGGCAUGUGUCCCAUCUGUGGACGGGCACGUGGGUUCCGCGCUGUGGGCAGAUGGCAUGUGUCCCAUCUGUGGACGGGCACGUGGGUUCCGUGCUGUGGGCAAACGGCAUGUGUCCCAUCUGUGGACGGGCACAUGGGUUGCUUCCAUGUCAGCUGUUGUGAACCGUGCUGCCGUGAAGGCGGGCGUACAGAUCUCUCCGGGUUCCUGCUUUCAGUUCUCUGGGGCUUAUACCCAGAGUGGAGUUGCUGGAUUACAAACUAACUCUGUGUUUAACUUGUUUAGGGAAGUCCACACCGUUUUCAUAGGAGCUGCGCCAUUUUACAUCCCACCAGCAAGAAUGAGGGUUUUCUUUCUUCACAUCCUUGCCAA